Magnolia sinica is the source of this 715-nucleotide messenger RNA. RefSeq names its product signal recognition particle 9 kDa protein. Gene Ontology annotation, molecular function: 7S RNA binding. The record is from RefSeq and is a predicted model, not a curated record. Bases 240 to 551 code for a protein of 103 amino acids. The transcript has 4 exons. Gene Ontology annotation, cellular component: signal recognition particle, endoplasmic reticulum targeting. NCBI's taxonomy places the organism in Eukaryota, Viridiplantae, Streptophyta, Magnoliopsida, Magnoliales, Magnoliaceae. Gene Ontology annotation, biological process: negative regulation of translational elongation; SRP-dependent cotranslational protein targeting to membrane.
UUCAUGCAGUGUUGCGCGGGCUACCCAAGCGCGUCUCGGGCCCAAGCGGGUGGCGACGCACGCGGUGUCCUGUGUCGCGACGGAGGCAAAAAGAACUCGUAAAACCCUACUCCGUCCGCAUCAAGAAAAAAGCCGUUGAAAGAAGAAGAAAACAAGAAGGAAAAAAAGGGUAGAAAUCUUCUUUCGAUCUCAUUCUCGAGUCUCUGUUCGAUCGAAUUCGAGAUAAGAAAUUCAUCGGAAUGGUUUACAUCGAUUCGUGGGACGAAUUCGUGGAGAGAUCCGUACAGAUUUUCCGUUCGGAUCCCCAAUCGACGAGGUAUGUGAUGAAAUACAGGCAUUGCGACGGGAAGCUGGUUCUGAAGGUCACUGACAAUCGAGAGUGCCUUAAGUUUAAAACAGACCAGGCACAGGAUGCGAAGAAGAUGGAGAAGCUCAAUAACAUCUUCUUCACCCUCAUGACUCGGGGUCCUGAUGCCGAUGUUACGGAAGUAUCAGGGAAGGAACAGGCAGAGCCCCAGCCAUCAAAAAAAGGGAGGGGGAGGAGACAGUAACACUUCGGAUACCGGAAUUAUUUUGGUUUUUGUGUCGGUUAAUGAAAGGAUUGGAGAGAUGGUUAUUGGUUUUUUGUUGGUUACUCGCUGUCCUUUUUAGCUUAGUUUAAUGAAAGGAAUUUUCAUAUAAACAAAGAUCAAAAGUUCUUUUGGACCAAUUUGCA